This is a messenger RNA of Chlamydomonas reinhardtii, 1592 nucleotides long. RefSeq lists its product as uncharacterized. The transcript has 5 exons. The record is from RefSeq and is a predicted model, not a curated record. Gene Ontology annotation, biological process: plant-type cell wall biogenesis; UDP-L-arabinose metabolic process. Lineage: Eukaryota; Viridiplantae; Chlorophyta; Chlorophyceae; Chlamydomonadales; Chlamydomonadaceae. The coding region runs from base 226 to 1260 and encodes 344 amino acids. Gene Ontology annotation, cellular component: cytosol; Golgi apparatus. Gene Ontology annotation, molecular function: UDP-arabinopyranose mutase activity.
CGAAUCACAACGGAGCACCUGCGGAGAACAAUUUCCGCAUGGGGCGACGUGAUGGGCGCUGGGGCAGUAGCGCUGCGGACUCUGAGGUUCUUAAGCAGUGCAACGCCCCUUACAUUCACAUUUAGUGAAGCCCAUCCAUUCCUUCACAUAAUUCACCCCUGGGCUCUUUGAGACCCAAGCGCACAACUCCGCAACUGCCCAUUUCAGCUUCACAAAGCCGCAACAAUGGCCGCUCCUCUCGCUGACCAGCUGGACAUUGUGAUCCCCACUAUCCGGAACCUGGACUUCCUGGAGGAGUGGCGCCCCUUCUUCCAGCCCUACCACCUGAUCAUCGUGCAGGACGGUGACCCGACGAAGAAGAUCGCUGUGCCCGAGGGCUUCAGCUAUGAGCUCUACAACCGCAACGACAUCGAGCGCAUCCUGGGCGACAAGGCUUGGUCCAUCUCGUUCAAGGACUCGGCCUGCCGUUGCUUCGGCUUCAUGGUCUCUAAGAAGAAGUACAUCUACACCAUCGACGAUGACUGCUUCGUGGCCAAGGACCCCUCGGGCAAGCCCAUCAACGUCCUGGAGCAGCACAUCAAGAACCUGCUGUCCCCCUCGACUCCCUUCUUCUUCAACACCCUGUACGACCCCUACCGUGAGGGCACUGACUUCGUGCGCGGCUACCCCUUCAGCCUGCGCGAGGGUGUCACCACGGCCACCUCGCACGGUCUGUGGAUGAACAUCCCCGACUACGACGCCCCCACCCAGAUGGUGAAGCCCAAGGAGCGCAACACCCGCUUCGUGGACGCCGUCAUGACCAUCCCCAAGGGUACGCUGUACCCCAUGUGCGGCAUGAACCUGGCGUUCGACCGUGAGCUCAUCGGUGCCGCUAUGUACUUCGGCCUGAUGGGUGAGGGCCAGCCCAUUGGCCGCUACGACGACAUGUGGGCCGGCUGGUGCACCAAGGUCAUCUGCGACCACCUGGGCGUGGGCUGCAAGACCGGCCUGCCCUACGUGUGGCACAGCAAGGCCUCGAACCCCUUCACCAACCUGCGCAAGGAGUACAAGGGCAUCUUCUGGCAGGAGGAGAUCAUCCCCUUCUUCCAGAACGUGACUCUCAGCAAGACCUGCACCAACGCGGAGGAGUGCUACAUCGAGCUGGCCGACAAGGUCCGCAAGGGCCUGGGCCACAUCGACCCCUACUUCUCCAAGCUGGCGGACGGCAUGAUUGCCUGGAUCGAGGGCUGGCGCAUGCUGAACCCUGCCAAGACUGCGUAAUUGCAGCUUCGCACGUACUCAUUAGGCUAGACAUGGCGGGCGGGCGAGUGAAGUGGUUAUAGAGCUUGGGUGCUAGGCACAUAGAGAGCUGGCAUUGAUCUUGUACUUGUGUGCAUGUUUCACGUGGAGAGGCUGUGACUUUGCUCGGACUCAUUAGGACCAUGACAGGAGUGACUCGGGACAGGCACCGCCAGAGCAUCCCAGGAAGACAGACAGGCUGACCGGACUGCUGACAUUUUUCGCACCAAGUGCGCUAGAUGAACAUGUUAAAGCGGACCCAGCAAUGAGCUGCUGACGCGAGGGCCUCUCAGGCCAUGUAACGGAUAACAAAU